GUAUUUGUCUAUCAGUUUCACAGUUGCGUAGUAAGCCAGCCAGCUAUUGCCACUCAACUGCUAGCUAAUUGUAGCUGACAAUUCAGACGAUUUCAGACAGUAGACAUAAUUUGUGUGUUUAGCUAUCGAUGAGAGGAAAUUCUCUAAGAGGGACAGAGCGGACGUUGUGUUUAUUAAGGCACUUGAUCCCACGGGGUAUUUUGUCUCCUGUCUGGAACCCGAAGAUGCAGUCCAGGCUGUGGAUGUGAGAGAGGCCGGAGAACACCCCCGUCACUCAUUUUAAAAGGUACUGACCGCCAAUGCCGCGCUCGUGGAUGAAGAGCAGCGAGUGGAACCACACGGUACUGUCUAUCCCAUAAUGCCAUCGUCCAUGCGAAAAGGAGCAGUGAAGGACCCCGAGCUCGCCGACCUCUUCUUCAAAGAUGACCCCGAGGAGGUCUUCUGCGACCUGCAUGAGAUCGGCCAUGGGAGCUUCGGCGCAGUGUACUUCGCCCGGAACUCCUACUCUAAUGAGGUGGUGGCCAUCAAGAAGAUGUCCUACAACGGCAAGCAGACUACGGAGAAAUGGCAGGACAUCAUCAAGGAGGUCAAAUUUUUGGAACAGCUGCGACACCCCAACACCAUCGAAUACAAAGGCUGCUACUUGAAAGACAACACUGCCUGGUUGGUGAUGGAGUAUUGCCUGGGCUCUGCUUCUGAUUUAUUAGAGGUACACAAGAAACCCCUCCAAGAGGUUGAAAUUGCUGCCAUUACCCAUGGUGCCUUGCAAGGACUUGCUUACCUGCAUUCCCAUAACAUGAUUCACAGAGAUGUGAAAGCUGGAAAUAUCCUCCUGACCGAGCCGGGUCAGGUCAAACUGGCCGACUUCGGAUCCGCCUCCAUAGCCUCUCCUGCCAACUCCUUCGUGGGUACACCUUAUUGGAUGGCCCCGGAGGUGAUUCUCGCUAUGGAUGAGGGCCAGUACGAGGGGAAAGUAGAUAUCUGGUCGCUUGGGAUCACCUGUAUUGAGCUUGCGGAGCGCAAGCCCCCCCUGUUCAACAUGAACGCAAUGAGUGCCUUAUACCACAUCGCCCAGAACGACUCCCCCACCCUCCAGACCAACGAGUGGUCGGACCCGUUCCGGAGCUUCGUUGACUACUGCCUGCUGAAGAUUCCCCAGGACAGACCCUCCUCAGCUGAGCUCCUGAGGCAUGAGUUUGUCCGGAGAGAGCGCCCCACCAGGGUCCUCAUCGAGCUCAUCCAGAGGACCAAGGAUGCAGUGCGAGAGCUGGACAACCUGCAGUACCGCAAGAUGAAGAAGAUCCUGUACCAGGAGAAGCACAACGGACCAAUGGGAGAGUCCCAGGAGGAGGAGGAGGACAGCGAGCCCGCCAGCUGUAAGAUGAACAGCCUGGGCAGUAACCAGUCCAUCCCCAGCACGUCCGUGAGCACGGGCAGCCAGAGCAGCAGUGUCAACAGCAUGCAGGAGGUGCUGGACGAGAGCAGCUCCGACAUGACCAUGAUGCACCAGUACGACAGCACGCUCGAGUCCUCCGCCGUGCCCAAAAAGGAUCAUGCCUUCAUAAGGGAUGAGGCGGCUCACCGGGACCCCAGGCCCGAGCCGCGGCCUGCUUCCUCCGACAAGAGCCAGGCGCACAACUACAAGAACCGAGAGCGAUUCGCCACCAUCAAAUCAGCGUCUUUGGUUACGAGGCAAAUCCACGAGCAUGAACAGGAAAACGAGCUUCGGGAACAGAUGUCGGGCUACAAGCGGAUGCGGCGGCAGCACCAGAAGCAGCUGAUCGCCCUGGAGAACAAGCUGAAGGCCGAGAUGGACGAGCACAGGCUCCGGCUGCAGAAAGAGGUGGAGACGCAGGCCAACAACGCCUACAUCGAACUGGAGAAACUCGCCAAGAAGCACGCCAUCUACACGGAGAAAGAGAUGAAGACUACGUCAACAGAUGAGAAGAAGUUCCAGCAGCAGAUCAUGGCCCAGCAGAAGAAGGAACUGACCACCUUCUUGGAUACCCAGAAGAAACAGUACAAACUCUGCAAGGAAAAGAUAAAAGAGGAGAUGAACGAGGACCCCACCACACCCAAGAAGGAGAAGCAGGAGCGGCUCUCCAAACACAAGGAGAACAUGCAGCACUCCCAGGCGGAGGAGGAGGCCCAGCUCCUCGGCCAGCAGAGGAUCUACUAUGACAGGAACUGCCGAGGCUUCAAGCGCAAGAUCAUGGUCAAGAGGCACGAGUUUGAACAGGAACAACUGCGAGAGGAGCUGAACAAGAAGAAGACGCAGAAGGAGAUGGAGCACGCCAUGCUGAUCCGCCACGACGAGUCCACCCAGGAGCUGGAGCAGCGGCAGCUGAAGACCCUGCAGAAGCUGCGCAUGGACCUGAUCCGGCUGCAGCACCAGACCGAGCUGGAGAACCAGAUCGAGUACAACAACCGGCGGGAGCGGGAGCUGCACAGGAAGCACGUCAUGGAGCUCCGGCAGCAGCCCAAGAACCUGAAGGCCAUGGAGAUGCAGAUUAAGAAGCAGUUCCAGGACACCUGCAAGGUGCAGACAAAGCAGUACAAAGCGCUGAGGAACCACCAGCUGGAGGUGUCUCCCAAGAGCGAGCACAAGACCAUCCUGAAGGCUCUGAAGGAGGAGCAGACCCGCAAGCUGGCCAUCCUGGCUGAGCAGUAUGAGCAGAGCAUCAACGAGAUGAUGGCCUCACAGGCGCUGAGGCUGGACGAGGCCCAGGAAGCCGAGUGCCAGGCUCUCAGGCACCAGCUCCAGCAGGAGAUGGAGCUGCUGAACGCGUACCAGAGCAAGAUCAAGAUGCAGACGGAGUCUCAGCACGAGCGCGAGCUGCAGAAGCUGGAGCAGAAGGUGUCCCUGCGCCGGGCCCAUCUCGAACAAAAGAUUGAAGAGGAGCUGGCUUCACUUCAAAAAGAACGCACUGAGAGGAUCAAGCAUCUGCUGGAGCGACAGGAGAGAGAGGUCGACACUUUCGACACGGAGAGCGUUCGGCUGGGUUUCGGAAACCUGGGUGCUUUAGACUACCCCAAGGAGGACUAUAGAUGAAAGGAGAUUUUUUUUUGCCAUAACACCUUGUCCACUUCUCCUUAAAGACGAGCCCUUUUGCUACUGACGCCACUUUUGGCCUAGUGCCUGUGCUGUCCACAACUGUCAGGGGCACUCGUCCCUUUCACAUUACAAGAUAAAAUGCUGGAUGACUCUUGGUGGUCUUUUAAAAACAAAAUGUCACAGUAUUGAUGUUUCUUGUGCAAUGAUAACUUUUUGGUGAAACUGAAAACAAACACAAAAAAAAAAUACAAAAAAACAAAACAAAACAAAAAAAAAUGUACACAACCAGUGGAUGUACGUUGCUUAAGGACCAUGCAUUAGAGAUGAUUUGUCAGGCUGUGAAGAAAGGAAAACUUUAAAAAGACAUUCUCCUGCAGCCUUAUAUUAUACACUGCUUCUCUCUUUUUGGUAUUUAUUCAUCAGGAAAAUUUUAUUAAGAUUGAGCAAUUUGAUACGUUUAAAUAUGAACUCAUACGAUGUACAUAUUGGUAGUUGUGUACGUUACUUUGGAGAAAAUGUGAUUAUAGAUUGCAGCCGAAGGGCGAAUAUGCCCUUGGUGUUAACUGUACCAUAAUCAUUUUCUGCAGUGGCAGAUGAUGUGAAUUACCGUAUGUGAUUCCCAGUAUCCCAGCAGCACACAGGGCUUGGGACGGUCAUGUAUUUUGUGUAUAGAAGGAUUUAUGGAGAGCUUUUACUUAUUUUCAUAUUGUAUUUUAACUGGUCCUCAAAUCAAUUUUUUAAAUGAUGAUUUUUUUUCUCCCCUUUGUUCAGUAUUUGGAGUUUAAUUGGUCAGUGGGAUCUAUUUGAACUUCCAUCUAGAUCAUUAUUAUUGCUUUAACCACACUUAAAGCUGUGUAUUUUCUUACGAUAAAUCAGAAAAAAAUCAGUAAAAUGCUUUAUUAUUGCAUGCACUUUAAAAGAUUUUUCAGGUUAAGAAAAGCAUGAAUCUGUCAGAGCUUUUAAUUAUAUUUGUAAAUAAAAGUGCUCAUCACA
Messenger RNA from Conger conger (European conger), 4048 nucleotides. It is a transcript of the gene taok3a, whose product is annotated as TAO kinase 3a. Gene Ontology annotation, molecular function: ATP binding; protein kinase activity. The transcript has 21 exons. Lineage: Eukaryota; Metazoa; Chordata; Actinopteri; Anguilliformes; Congridae. The coding region runs from base 359 to 3052 and encodes 897 amino acids. Gene Ontology annotation, biological process: execution phase of apoptosis; protein phosphorylation. The record is from RefSeq and is a predicted model, not a curated record.